Molecule: messenger RNA, 2978 nt
Organism: Lethenteron reissneri (Far Eastern brook lamprey)
Lineage: Eukaryota; Metazoa; Chordata; Hyperoartia; Petromyzontiformes; Petromyzontidae
Product: polycystin-1-like protein 2
Biological process (GO): detection of mechanical stimulus
Cellular component (GO): membrane
Molecular function (GO): protein binding; calcium channel activity
Source: RefSeq, a predicted model, not a curated record
UACUGGAUGUGGCCGCAAAUAUUUUGGAAGCAUCAACUACGACAUACGAUGCUAUACAAUACAAAACCAAUGGAAGCUUUGAUCAAGAAAUCAAAAGGAGCCGGUCACUGUUCUACAAUGUCUAUGAAACCAUCGAAAGCUCUCUGACAGUGGUGAACAACAUGGAGGUGCCCGGAGGCAAGCCGGCGCUCUUCGACACGCCCGAUAUUUCUUUCGUGGCCAUUGUUUUGUCCGCAAAGAAAAACGGGAGCAUCGACUUCCCCAUCACCAGCUAUGCCAAUGCCAGCAUCGUCCCGAACCUAACUUCCUCCAGAGUGGUUCCCAAGGCCCUGCCGCUGCAGGUCACGACGUUUCGUAAGAGUCCGUUCUUUUGGAACAGAACAACUUUCGUCAACAGCUCUGUGGUCGGCUUCCAGAUCCGCAACACCACCAAGACACUUGGCCUGAACUCGGUGAAGGUCUCCAUAGAUCAAGCCACCUUGGGCCAGAAUAUCCUCAACAUCACGCAUGUAUGCAAUGACUCCACGUCCACAAGCUUCCUCCGAUUCUCGCUGGUAUCCCCAGGUGAGAUGGUGUUUAUCAGGAUCUUCCUAAGCGAAAACGUCAGCACUGCCGUUCAUGUGUACAUCAAGCUCGGCGCCGUCCCGCAGAUGGAUCCCGUGAGCAAUGAUUUCUACUUCAUUAUCAAUGCGUCCUCGACCUCCAAUAGCAGCAGUGGCGCGAAGACGACUAAUAGCUCUGGGCACAGCUUCGUCAUGCAAGGGAGCGACACGAGAGUGGGCAUCUACUACAUGAUCCUCAAAUACGCGGAUGGUGACUGUCAAGAAGUGACUAAAGUGAGCAUCCUAAGCUUAACAUGCAAAUUAUGGAAUCGUACAACAGAUGGAUGGAAUGCCGGAUCUCUACAGGUGCACCCGGAAUCAACUCUGAGCCGGUGUUUGUGCUCGGCUCAGGGCAGAGUCCCCGGGUUCCCUCCGACCAUGCUUGGGCCUCUCUUCAUCGGAGCCGCCAUCUUCGUUCCUCCCAAUGCCAUCGACUUCAGCAGCGUGUUCACCAAGUUUGACCUCAAGAACAAUGGCGCCGUCUUCGCGACUGUCGUCACCGUCCUCAUAAUUUACCUGAUUCUGAUGUUCAUGCUGCUGCCCUAUGAUCGCAGGGAUUGGAAAAUGUGGAAGCUGCUUCCAUUGAAGGACAACCCGGAGGAGAGCUUGUAUCAUUAUCUGAUAACCGUGAAGACGGGAAUGUUGACCGACGCUGGGACUAAAGCCAAUAUCUUCUUCAUCAUCCACUUUGAGGACAGCGACACGGGCAUCCGGCAUCUCGAGAACAGUGAAUGCAAGGAAUUUAUCCAGGGCGGUGUGCGCUGCUUUGUGCUGUCCACCACGCGAUACUACGGGCGGCCCAUCCAGCUCAGGAUUUGGUUGGACACGAGCGGUGAUGACAUUGGCAACAAGAGCUGGUUUCUCAGCGAAGUUGUACUGUGUGACACCAGAACGGAUGAACAGUUCUACUUCGUGUGCAACAAUUGGCUGGCGGUAGAUCAGGGGGACGGGCGCGUGUGCAGGGACAUCACGGUGAGCGACCACCAUGCCGUGUUCGACUCCAAGAGGCUGCUUGCCUCCACUGUGAAAAGCAACUACGCCGAGGGCCACAUGUGGAGCUCCAUUUUCUUCCGUCCAUCUAAGAGCAACUUCUCACGAUUGGAGCGGCUGUCAAGCUGUGUGUCGUUGCUUUUCCUCAUGAUGCUCGUCAAUGGCAUGUGGUUUGAGACGGACACGGGCGGCGCCAGCGCCCCGCACAUAGGGCCCUUCACGUACGGUGAGCUCUUUGUCAUGAUCGCGAGCGCCCUCAUGGAGGUCCCUAUCAGCAUCCUUAUUGUCCAGAUCUUCCGCCGCACGGGCCACAAGCCCUGGAAGAAGGCGGGGGGAGGAGGAGGGGGCUGCACGUCCCAUCAGUUCCCGCAUUGGACCCUGUACAUCGCCUGGACGCUGGUGGUUCUGGUAAUCGGGACGAGCGGCUUCUUCACCAUCCUCUACAGCAUGGAGUGGGGCCCCGAGAAGGCCAACCGCUGGCUCGUGCGCUUCCUCACCUCUUUUUGCAUGUCCGUCAUUCUCAUUCAGCCCAUCAAGAUUCUGGGCCUUUCGGUCGCGGGCAUGGUGAUGGCAAAAAGAAAGAGAAACAUGGACGAUGAGCACACCCGGUUAUACCGUACAGAUGAAAAGUGCCCAAAACAGGCAUCAGAAGAAAAAAGAGAGUCAGAGGACAGUUAUGUGGAGCUGCCUGAGCUGGACUACGUAGAGCCCCCCCCACAGGCCGAGAGCUUGGCGAUGCUCACAGAGACGUCGCGCCAGGAGAGGGAGGCCUCGGCGAUCCUCAGCAGUGCUGCGCUGCACGCCGCGUUCACGCUCGCGCUGCUGCUCAUCGUGUACACUCGCGUUGACGGCCAUGCCUUCCACAUGCACCGCCAGAUGAAGAGGAUCUUCACUGAAAGCUCAUUUGACAGGGCAAGGAGAACACCCGUUCCCUGUAUUUUCUCUCACUAACCCAUUUGUUUAUACAAUCUGGGAGGAGCAGCUUUGCGGUGGUUAGUGCACCACAAUAUGAAUCCGACGAGAUGAGUUCGAUUCCCCACCAUGGCUAACAUCAGUGGCGAGUGGUGAAAUCGAACCGGUAUUGGACCACCCUUGUUCCCCGCCCCCCUUUACUAACACAUCAUUAGCAUAGGACCACGUGGAGCUGCAGGUGUGUGGAGUGAGAGGAGGGAAAUGUGUGGAAUAGCAGUCGGAGUAUGGAGUGAGGAAGGGAAUGUGAAGAGCAAGCGGGAGGUGCAUGGAGAGGUGGGACAUUCGUGGAGUGAGCAAAGGGAGAUUUGUGGAAUAAGAGUUUAAUAUGUGUGGCAUAAGAGGAGGAAGAUAUAUGCAGUGACAAAUUGGACUGGUGGGGCAUGAGAGGUGGGUGAUGCACAAAUAAGCAGGAGA